AUGCAUCCGGGCGAAAUAAGUCGACCGUAUUCUCCAGGCAUGGACAGACAUCCGUAUGAUCGGAGAGGCGAUAGACCUCCACCAGUGAGACAGAACUAUGAUGAUGACAACUGGAAUAGACAAUGGCCAGAUAAUAGAAACACACCUGACAGAUACGACUAUCCACGUGGACCACCACCUAGAUGUCCUCCACGAGAACCUAGACCGCAACAUGCAGAUUUCUUUCCAGAUCCUCAUCAUCCACCACCGCCACAACCUCCUCCUCCUAAUCAUAUUCCUCCACAAAAACGCCCGCACCCUCCAGGGCCUAGUGGCCAACCCCCUGAUCAUAUGAGAAAAUAUCCUCGACAGGAUCAUCCCCGGAAUAAACCACCGUGGACUGGACAGAGUCGGUGGUAG
Molecule: messenger RNA, 399 nt
Organism: Trichobilharzia regenti
Lineage: Eukaryota; Metazoa; Platyhelminthes; Trematoda; Strigeidida; Schistosomatidae
Source: the annotation of a GenBank genome assembly